Thyridium curvatum is the source of this 927-nucleotide messenger RNA. RefSeq lists its product as uncharacterized. The record is from RefSeq and is a predicted model, not a curated record. The transcript is spliced from 2 exons. NCBI's taxonomy places the organism in Eukaryota, Fungi, Ascomycota, Sordariomycetes, Thyridiales, Thyridiaceae. Bases 1 to 927 code for a protein of 308 amino acids.
AUGGCGGACAAUCCCAUCCUGAGCUACCUGCCUCACGGUUGGACCGAAGAAAAGUACAAGAACGCCAGCGAUGCAGAUUACGAGGCGCUUACCGAAGAGGAACUGCAAAAGGUCAUGGACCGCACUGCGGCCGAGACUCACAUAGAGACACUUGAAUGGGUGGACAAGAAGAACGAGGAGCGAGCUGCCCGCGGCGCGCGCCCCAUUUCCCUUCCGCAAGAGACCGACGCCCCAGAGACAAGCGAGGGCUCGCCAGACCCUACCGCAGAGAACUUGCAGAUCCUCGUGCAGCGGGCGGAGGCCGAGCACUGGGAUAAUUUUGGGUUCUGGGCCUUCCGCGUACACUUUUCCGACCCGGAUCUGUGGGAGGGCUUUGAAUCUGGCUUCUUCCAUCUGCUCAACGAGGGCAUUGCCGCAGCGCCGGCUGAAUCCGGCAUGAGCCGCCUGGACGACAACGUCAUGGUGCGCUUCGUGUCGGAUGAAGACAUCGCCAACCAGGGCCCCGAAGGCGUCUCGUACGCUUACCAGCUCUGCAUCGACGAGGAGCAAGGCCCCGAAGACGACGAGGACGCGGACGCAGAGGGCUGGCCGGAUGCGCCGGAGCCGGGCAUGGUGACGAGCAUGUGCCUCAUGGUGGACGAGGAGUGCAUGCGCUCCGUGGUGGACAGGACGCCCGGCUCGACGCCGUUCGUCAAGGCCGUCGACGCCUCUCUGCAUCGGCCCGAGGGCAAGAAGCUGCCGUAUUCGGGGUGCUUCAAGGUGGCCGUCAGGAGUCUGAUUACCAGGUUCUACGCGGCACUUCUGCUGUACGACCCCGCCGACAUCGCGGCCACGGUCCCAGAUAGCGGCGUCUGGACAGACAUCGGCCCUUUUGACCGUGACAGGGAGUCGAGAAAGCUAGAGAAGUUGAGUGCCGCGAGGGAAUGA